AAAAAAUGUCAACAACGAAGAAGAGGUCUGCUGACUUAAGCUAGUCAGUUUAGCAGCAAGUAGAAAGUAGCAGUGUCUUCUACAGGAAAAAAUACAUAACAUUAUAUUAGAAUAUUUUGACGUUGUAUAGCUGCAUUAAUUAAGAGGUGAGGUUAUAAUAACAGUAUGAAAGGUUUAUACUGCCGAGCUGGUGAGAGUGAUGCUGAGCCCAAGUUCGUUAUUCAGGAAACGAGUCUUCCAGAGGUUUUAGGCAGCCAUCUGGUCCGAGUUCAGGUAAAGGCAUGUGGACUCAGCCCAGUGGACUUCAAGCUGCUUGAUGACUUGGGGAUCCAGAGAGAUCUAAUUCCUGUUGGCAGAGAGGUGGCCGGGGUCGUCCUGCAAGUGGGCGACAAGGUCUCUUUCUUCCAGCCGGAGGAUGAGGUUGUAGGCAUUCUGCCUCUGGACUCUCCCUGCUCUGGACUCUGUGAUGUCAUUGAAAUAGAUGAACACUAUUUAGUUCAGAAGCCAGAGAAGCUCAGCUCGGUGUGUGUCGCAGGAGCUCUGCGUGACGGCCUGUGUGCUCACACUGCUCUACACACACACGCUCGCAUGGCAGCCGGACACACACUCCUGGUCAUGGACGGAGCCAGCUCUUUUGGCCUUAUGUGCAUCCAGUUGGCUUGUCACCACGGAGUGAAGGUUUUAACGACGUCACACUCGCCGCAAAAACACACAUUCCUGGAGCAGCUUCGGCCCAGCGUAGGUGUUCAGGAUCCUUUAGUAGUUAAGGUUAUUCCAGUUUAUAACGGCUCAUCAGACCUGCUGCCAGUGGUUUUGGAGGAGACAGGAGGACUGGGAGUGGAUAUAGUCAUAGACUCUGGAGUACGUCUGCACGAGGAAGAGUCAGAGAAGACGAAGCUCCUCCCACACAAACAUGACAUCAUCAGUGUGCUGGGAGUCGGGGGCCACUGGGUCACAUCCCACAAAGACCUGCAGUUGGAUCCUCCAGAUUGCAGAUUCCUGUACUUAAAAUCAGCCUCUAUGACUUUCCUCAACCAUGAAGUGUGGACGGCUUCAUCGGCUCAGCAAGGAAGAUACCUCCAUAUUCUGAAGGACGUUGUGGAGAAGAUGUCAGCCGGAGUUCUCAGACCUCAGCCUGAAGAGGCGGUCCCUCUCUAUGAAGCCACGGUUACCAUGGCGACUGUCCAGCGUCACCAGAAGAAAAAAGCUGUUGUUCAACUCUGACCACAACACUCGUCUGAGAUGGGCCUGAAACCUGCCGCAGCAUGCAUCAUCACAGGCAGACAACAUCAACCUGCUGCCUGUCUGGGCUAACACGGAGA
Messenger RNA from Sander lucioperca (pikeperch), 1322 nucleotides. RefSeq names its product crystallin, zeta (quinone reductase)-like 1 (gene cryzl1). The transcript is spliced from 14 exons. The record is from RefSeq and is a predicted model, not a curated record. Bases 166 to 1224 code for a protein of 352 amino acids. Gene Ontology annotation, molecular function: oxidoreductase activity. NCBI's taxonomy places the organism in Eukaryota, Metazoa, Chordata, Actinopteri, Perciformes, Percidae.